Asterias rubens (European starfish) is the source of this 1413-nucleotide messenger RNA. RefSeq names its product muscarinic acetylcholine receptor M3-like. Gene Ontology annotation, molecular function: G protein-coupled acetylcholine receptor activity; dopamine neurotransmitter receptor activity, coupled via Gi/Go. Gene Ontology annotation, cellular component: plasma membrane. NCBI's taxonomy places the organism in Eukaryota, Metazoa, Echinodermata, Asteroidea, Forcipulatida, Asteriidae. Bases 1 to 1413 code for a protein of 470 amino acids. The record is from RefSeq and is a predicted model, not a curated record. The transcript has 2 exons. Gene Ontology annotation, biological process: adenylate cyclase-activating adrenergic receptor signaling pathway.
AUGUCUUUACAUGGGUUUGGUAACCAAACUUUCCAGGGCCUCCCAUCAGAUAUGAUGACAACCGACAUAUGGAUAACGCUUGAGGGGAGUUUAACCAUGACACAAAAUGACACAUUUUACGACGGUGACAAUGACGUCAACGGAACCUUUGAGGUGCCUCGGCAAAAUGACGAAGAUGUUGGUUUAAUUUGGGAUACGGGAAAGAUAAUCAUUGCUGUUGUGAGUAUAGUGGUAUCGACUAUCACUGUUAUGGGCAACCUCCUUGUCCUGUAUGCGUUCUGUGCCGAGCGUCGCUUACGCACCUACACCAAUUACUACAUCGUAGGUCUGUCUAUAUCAGACCUGGUUGCAGGAGCAUUCACUAUGCCCAUGUACAGUAUAUAUUGGGUUCUUGGGAACUGGCCAUUCGGGGAAGCACUUUGUGAUAUCUACCUGUAUCUCAAUCAUGCAUUUAUCCAUAUCACUGUAUUGGGUAUCCUCGUCCUGGCCGUCGAUCGCUACCAGGCCGUAUCGCGACCCUUGAAGCACCUGCAGAAACGCACGUUGCGUCACGCAAGUGCCAUGAUCUUCAUCUCGUACGCGAUCCCGUUCUUCAUAUGGUUACCGUACACUAUUCUCUGGCCGUACUUUGUCGGUGAACGUCGCAUAACUCCCGGUCUGUGCUUUCCUCAGUACAUUAAAGACAGUUUCUUCUUUACCAUCUUGGCCCCCAUUGUCUUAUUUUGGAUCCCCUUGCCCAUAACAUCUGUGCUGUACUGGCGCAUCUACAUGGUCAUCCGGAGCGCGAGUACCCAACGCAGAGGUCCAGUGAUGCUGCAGGAGCUGAGCACGAGCUCAAGCAGAGUCCCGACAGUGACGGGUGAUGAAAAAGUCCCGAACAUAAGCGUGGAAGUUUCAUCUCAAGACCGAAAUCUCAACCCACAGAUCUUACAUAACACCGACAUUGAAAGCAACCAGAACUUAGGUCAUGAAAACCCGGGGUUCUUUCCAGGCGAAGAACAGCAACCAGAACUUCAAAGUAAUACUAGACCGUCAACACUCAUCACACCCGAAGUCGGUAGCACCAGGUCGGCCCCCGUCCCUCAGCCCAACCCACAGGUGGGAAAAGACCGAGAGAGCAGCAAGGAAAGCAACAGAGCUACCCGUACACUGACCCUCAUCUUCAUUGUGCUAAUGGUAUCCUCGAUACCAUGGUCUAUCAUCGUGCUUAUACAGAGCCUCUGCCCGACAUGCUUGCCACUUGUUUUGUAUCAGACCAGCGUGUUUGUUGUACACAUGAACAGCACCGUGAACCCGUUCUGCUACGCCAUAGCCAACCCACUGUACAUGGAUGCAUUUAUGAAUCUUGUUUGCUGCGGUAGACGCACCAGACGCAGAGAUAGUCACGUUCAAGGGAGUAAUAUUAAACGCUGA